Messenger RNA from Microthlaspi erraticum, 933 nucleotides. The record is from the annotation of a GenBank genome assembly. Lineage: Eukaryota; Viridiplantae; Streptophyta; Magnoliopsida; Brassicales; Brassicaceae.
AUGACUAGGAGGUCCAACAAGGACAACCUAGUUGAACAUCCAGAGAUAGACAAGCUUGAGAAGCAACUUAGGAAGCAGAAAGCCCAAGAGAUGGCCGACGAAGCAGCUCGCGCUCACGCCGCUGAAGUGGCGCGCGCUCAAGAAGAAGGAAGAGAUCCACCUCCUCCUCCUCCUAAUCCACAAGACCCUGCUGGAGAUCCUCAGAUCAUAGCAUUGGUUAGACAGAACCAAUUCAAUGGACUUCCAGCUGAGCACCCUCUUGAUCACAUAGAAAACUUUGAAGAAAUUUGCAGCACUACAAGAUCCAAUGGAGUCUCUGCUGACUACCUUAAGUGCAAGCUCUUUUCAUUCUCUCUUGGCGACAAAGCUUCAAGAUGGUUGAAGUCUCUGCCAGCUCACUCCAUCACCACUUGGGAUGAGUACAAGGCUGCAUUCAUCAACCACUUCUACACCAAACAGAGAUCAAUUUCUGUGAGGAACAAGAUCUCCAACUUUCGCCAAGCCAACAAUGAAUCUUUCUAUGAGGCGCUAGACCGAUUCAAGGAGUACAUUAGGGACUGCCCUAAUCAUGGUUUCAAUGAGGGAAACCUAUGGAACAUCUUCUAUCGUGGCAUAGACCACAAGUACAAGCUUUCAUUGGACACAGCAAGCAAUGGAAACUUCAUGACCAAGACUGUUGAUGAAGCUAAGGUUCUUAUUGAGAAUCUUGCAGCUAGUGAUUGUAACAACUGUCCUGAUUAUGACCGCUCAAGCCGCACCACUACUAGCUCCCCUGAUUCUUUUCAAAUGACUGAACUCAAGAACAUGAUGGCUCAAGUUCUUAAGGGACAGCUCAAGCAUAUCAAUGCAAUAGAAGGGAUGAGUGAUGCUAAUGAAGACCAUCAAGAGAAUGCAUGGGAGAUUUCUCUAAUGAAGCCAAUGAAGAAGAUGUGA